AGCCCACGACCAUUUAUUCGAAAUCGUCUGAGAGCGGAAUUAUUUAAGAAGUAAGGGUUCCAUGGUUUCAAGACUGCACAUUCCUCACAACUGCACCAUCAAUUUGAAACCCACUGCUCUCAAACAAAUUCAAAAGAUGUCAGACAAUCUUGUUAUCGUCGUUACGGGCACAAAUCGAGGCAUCGGAAAAGGCAUCACUACUGUGCUUGCACAGCAAAACUCCAAGCGGCCUCUGACAAUUUACGCCACCUCCCGUACAGGGACCGACACCGGCAUUGACACAAAUUCUCCCAACGAGGUCCGAUACAGCACGCUCGAUAUUACCGAUCGGUCAUCCAUUCAGUCAUUUUUCCAGCAAGUCCUCAAAGAGCACAGCGCGAUCGACAUUCUCAUCAACAAUGCUGCUGUGUCGAACGAUUAUCGCGAGAACCCUGAGUAUGCCGCGCAGACCGUCUGGACGAAUUACGGUGGCACAAGGGACAUGUGCGAAGCCUUCUUGUCGCAACCAAACAUUCGGCCUGGAGCGCGCAUCGUCAACGUAACCAGCGGGUACAACGCAUUGAGUACGUACGGACCCGAAUUGCAAACUCAGUUCCGUGGAGCCACGACAAUCACCGACAUCGACGCACUAGCAAAACGUUACCUCGAAGACAUGAGCAGCGGUCUUGACGCGCAGCAGAGUGCUGGAUGGGGCCCCGGGGCCCGUAGUUACAAAGUCAGUAAAGCGCUUAACAGUAUUCUCACUGUUGUCCUUGCGCGACAGCACCCGGAUGUCUUGGUGAAUUGCUGCUGCCCCGGGUGGGUCAACUCGGACAUGGGAAGGCAAGGGAAAGGCACGCCACCGAAGACGUUGGAAGAAGGCGGGCGCACGGCGGUUCGACUGGCUAUUGGCGACUUGGGACCUGGAGGCGAUGAGGAUGGCGGGUUGUGGAAGGAGUCGGACAAGCUGAGCGGGAGGUUUUACGAGAACAAGAACAUUAUAGUGCCAGGGUGGGGGACAUCAAAAUUGUGGCUCGAGUUGUAGUGCAGGCUACUUUGUUUCUCAGACGCGAUUGUGCGGGUAUGAUUUGGAGACGAAGAAUACUAUAGCUGAAGGACCCCCAUACAGUUCCACGAGAUAUGGUGAUGAGACAAGAGAACUAACAAUCGUGUACCAUAGUAUAUUUUAGAUACGCGGGCAUGCUUAGUCCCGGUGAGCAUGCCAAGAAGCUCCCAAGACAACAACCCCGCAAUCGCAAUGGUAACGAGUCACGUCAGUACAGG
Molecule: messenger RNA, 1263 nt
Organism: Cucurbitaria berberidis CBS 394.84
Lineage: Eukaryota; Fungi; Ascomycota; Dothideomycetes; Pleosporales; Cucurbitariaceae
Product: NAD(P)-binding protein
Exons: 1
Coding region: 62-1024 (320 amino acids)
Molecular function (GO): oxidoreductase activity
Source: RefSeq, a predicted model, not a curated record